UGGGCCCUGAGGUAGGACUGUCGGCUGCUGACGCCCUCCUCUUUCAGCCCUGAGGUACCCUGCCUGGUGGCCCCAGGACGCUCCCAUCGCAUGGCGGAGCGCUACGGAAGAUGCCCAUGAAACCGUUAGUCCUUCUAGUUGCUCUGUUGCUAUGGCCUUCGUCAGCGCCGGCGUAUCCAAGCAUAACUGUGACACCUGAUGAAGAACAAAACUUGAAUCAUUACGUACGAGUUUUAAAGAACCUAAUACUAAGUGUUCCCACUAGGGAGCCAGGCCGUGAGAAAAGAUCAAGGUCUCCAAGAAAUGAUUAUUCUGUAGGAUCGAAGGAAUCAAAAUCUAAGGAGAUUACACAUGGAGAAGCUUCAACUGAGCAUGAUACUUUAAUCAGUCCUGUCAGUGAAGGAACUACAACUUUCCCUACUAGUGGCUCCACACGUACUGAAAGUACACCAUUCUGGUCGAUCAAACCAAACAAUGUUUCUGUUGUUUUACGUACAGACGAACCUUUUAUUGAAAAAGAAGAUCCAGAGCCAGAGCCAGAGCCAAAGCCAGAGCCAAAGCCAGAGCCAAAGCCAAUUACGAAACAACCUGAGGCAACAAGGAUGUCAUCACGUUUUACUGAAUCAUCUGCAGGUUCGCAUGUCACUUCAGGCAGAACAACUAUCACUGCUUCAAGUAGGACCACUGAGGUGGAGAUCUCCACAGAACCAGAAGAUGUUCCUCAGCUCUUAGGCGAAUAUGACAAACUCGUAUUUGGAAAACACUCCCAGGUUUUGAAUAAUGAUGACAUUUUGAAAAAAAUUUCAGAUAUUAAAUCACAGGUGCAACAGGCACCUCUUAGUGACAGCAGCAACCCAGCAUAUAGAGAGGACAUCAAAGCCUCUGAAGAGCACUUAAAACGAAGCCUUGCUCUAGCAGCGGCAGCAGAACAUAAAUUAGAAAAAAUAUAUGAUUCCCAGCGAUUUUCACUAGGACGAACCAGUAAUGAAAUUGAUGACAUUGAAACUGUUAUUAACAUGCUGUAUAAUUCUAGAUCUAAAUUACCUGAGUAUUUAGAUAUUAAAUAUGUUCCACCAGAGAUGAGAGAAAAGGCUACUAUAGUAUUCAAUACAUUGAAAAAAAUAUUAUGUGUAGGUCAAGAAGAAAUUCAAAGACUUAUUAGGAAGUUAUUAAACAAUAAUAUAAAACUUUUAAACCUACUUGAUAUUCCAUGA
This is a messenger RNA of Cynocephalus volans (Philippine flying lemur), 1214 nucleotides long. It is a transcript of the gene SPESP1, whose product is annotated as sperm equatorial segment protein 1. Bases 111 to 1214 code for a protein of 367 amino acids. The record is from RefSeq and is a predicted model, not a curated record. Gene Ontology annotation, biological process: acrosome reaction; fusion of sperm to egg plasma membrane involved in single fertilization. The transcript is spliced from 2 exons. Lineage: Eukaryota; Metazoa; Chordata; Mammalia; Dermoptera; Cynocephalidae. Gene Ontology annotation, cellular component: acrosomal vesicle.